CGCAGAGACCUGAUCAGAGCUUCGGUUUCGAGAUUGGGGACCGGCGAUGCCAACGGAAAACAGUAAACAUCAACCUCCAACAUCCCGAUACUUUACGAUACCCCAUCUGUCUGCAUUACUGUUUGUCCCUUGAAGCGCAUGCUAUAUACCACAACACUAUGGCGACCACCCUCCAAAUACACAAGCCGUACGUGCUGAAGGCGCUGUCGCAUCCUCUCGACCGUCCCGACGGACCAGGAAAACACACUGUCGGCGAGGUCUAUGGCCAGGUAUCAGGGCCCGGAUCCAAGAAGAGGAAACGCUCCGAGCUUGCCGUUGCCAUUGACGGUGACUCGGUUCAUCUCUACGAUAUCCCCUCGGCGCAAGCCAUCACAUCCUACCUCGUCCCUCCCCAGGCCUACUUCACCUGCGCCCCUUACUCGCUGCGAUGGAGAUCCUCUACUUCCAAGACUGCCUCUCGCUACACCUAUGCCUCGACACAAGAUUCCCUCUCGGCCAAGAAGGAGAUCAAGCUCUUCAAGGAUAUUGUUGCCGAAGCCGGAAACACCACCUCGACAACUGCUACCCACGUCCACCGUUGCGCUAAGCCCAUCGUCCACAUUUCUGCUACCUCAGUACGGAGCUCCAGAGACACCUUGACCAACCAAGAUACACCCGCCCACGACGUCAUCGCCGUGUCCGCCGACGGCACUCUCAUCAGCCUCGCCGGCGAGACCCUUACCGAGAAGUGGCAGUCGUCGCCAUCCAUCCUCACCCAGGAGCUGCCUUCCAACACUGGCUGCCAUGUCGACUUUGUCCAGCCUGCCCUCGCGGCCGAUGUUAUCGAUGGCAUGUUCGGUGGAAAGAAUGAGCUGUUCGGCGUCUUCCAGGAAAAGAUUCACCGUCAAGGUUUCAACCCCGACAUUCUCGUGCUCGUCACGUCGCCAGAAAAGUCCGAGUCUACACGCCAGAGAUACUUGCACAUUCUUGCCCUACCGACCGAGAGGGCCUCUCAACAAGUAAACCAGCAGAAUGUCAUUCCCAUCUUCGCCGCCCCUCUCCCAACCAAGACUGGUGCCGCCAAGUUCCAGCUCGAUGUUAGGUCGGGCACUUUGCAGGAGCUGUCCGAGGGCGUCCUUCACACAUAUGCUUUCAACGGCGGCAUUCCCCGUCUCGAGAACAAGCUGGAGGUUCCUGAAAUGGCCUCUUUCUUGCGCCUGUCCAAGACCUCGGUCCUUGCCGCUACCGCCGACUCCCUUACCGUCUACAACCCCGUCUACCGCUCGCUCCAGGCUACUGCUCCCCUUGGAGUCGGGAUGGGUGUCUCGUGCGAGCUCGUCACCUACCUUGCUAGCCGCGAGAUCGCAGUUGGCCUAUGCGGAACCUCUUUGAUUGCCGUCCAGAUUGAAGCCCCCAAGACCCGCACCAGCAAGCGCCGCGCUGAAGGCCUCCUCGCCGAUUCGAUCCGCCGUGGCCUCCCUAGAGCUCAGCCUGCUCAGAAGCGCGGCCAUGUCGAGCUUCCUCCUUCGGCUAUCCUUGCCGAGGCCCUCCCUGGCACCAUGACCGAGGAGUACCUUGCCCAAUUGGCGGCCGAUACUGCCAAGGCGGACGAGUACCUCAACGCCAACAACCUGAACGAUUUCGAGGAGCUGCUGGCGGCCCAGUUCAAGAUCCAGCUGAAGGCUAAGAAGGAGAAGAAGGACAAGAAGGACAAGAAGGACAAGAAGGUCAACGGUGCUACCGAAGACAAGACCGCGACCUCGGACCUCCCCGAGUGGUCCUGGCCCUCCAAGCGCUCUGACUACCCCCAGAUUGACCGGCGCUGGGUCUUCUACGCCAUCAGCCGCGUCUUCUCUUGGGCCAGCUCCAGCGAAAACCCCAAGGCCACCCACCUUUCGUGCCGCCUUCCCGAGAGCAGCGUGCUCAAUUACCUCGUUGACGCCGGCCACCUUACCAUCUCCAAUAUUAAGUCCGCCUUCAAGGAAGAGAUCCGCGAACUCGGUGAUCAAGUCGACAACGUCAUCGGCGAGGAGCUUCCGGCUGUCCUCGUUGAAGUCGACCCAGCAAUGGAGCUCCUGGUCGUCUAUCUCUCCUCCACCCAGACCUCCCCCUCCGAGCUCGUAACAUCCAUCAAGCUCAUCCUCAGCAGCCUUGACCUGCUCAACAGCGCCAGCGCUCCCAAGCUGCAAGAGCUUGUCCUCCGCCCCUCUCCCAACGCCACCACCACCUCCUCCGAGGCCGACAAGCCCCAGCAGGACACCGAGAUGACCGACGACGACGCGGCCAUCACCAAGCAACUCGACCAAGCCGAGCAAGAACUCCAGCUAACCGAGUACCUUGCCACCACCUCCUCCCGCUAUCCCCUCCGUGCGCGCGGCCUCUCCGCCGCCUUCUCCAAGCUUUCUGCCUGCCCUUCUCUCCCCACCGUCCAGACCCUCCGCCGUCUGCUGACAACAGAGGAGAUCGUCUGCCUCAUGAACGUCCUCCGCAACGAGAUGAUCAAGGACGGCUGGACCACCAGCUACGUGGCCGACGAAUCACCCGAAGAAGAGCAGGAAGCGCCGCCCGAUGGCUCCAUCAAGCUCAUUGCCGAUUUGCUGAGCAGGUGCAUCGACGCGGUCGGCCUAGGCGGCUGGAUGGGCUUCGACGCCGUCUUGGCCUCCUGGGGCAGCCAGCAAGACGCGGCCGAGUUCUUUGGCCACUUCCAGAACGAGGUCAGCGUGGCGCUGGAAGGACUCAACGAAACCGUCAGGCUCCAGGGCAUGAUUGGUGAAGCUACCAACUACGCCAAGAGGGCGAAUACUUCGCUCACUGCCUUUGCUAAGCCCAAGGCUGAGGGCGAGGGUACCGCGGUCGUGCAGCUGUCGGCGGGCCCUCUCCCGCUGGGUCUCAAGACGGAGGAGAAGAUCGGCUUGGAGAGGGUGCGUGGCGGUGGAGAAAUUGUGCAGAGGAGUAUGAGACAGAUCGGUAUGUUUGUGAGCAAGAAGAGGAGGGGGUAUGAGGUGCACAGGAUUUCGGAGGAGGGGUUGCUUAGCAAGGGGAGUGGACGGCCUAGCUUGGUUGUUCAGGAGGCUCUUUGAUGAGUCUGGGGAGAAGGAAGAAAUGUUGAAAAGUAUCGAUACAAUAGAUGUUGUUUGUGAUAAUAGGAUGGGUUGUCUGUGUAAGAAGAGCGUGUGUCCCAGAUCUGGAUAUGGUGAGCACGGGACUGGGUAGGUAGGUUUAGGGUGUAACAUGUAAAGCAGCCCGGAAAAGGGGGAAUGUCCAGAGGAAAGUAAAAGGGAAUGUCCAGAGGAAAGUAAAAGGGAA
Molecule: messenger RNA, 3285 nt
Organism: Neurospora tetraspora
Lineage: Eukaryota; Fungi; Ascomycota; Sordariomycetes; Sordariales; Sordariaceae
Exons: 2
Coding region: 159-3059 (966 amino acids)
Source: RefSeq, a predicted model, not a curated record